GCAUGUAUUUUGAAAGUAUAGAUACUUCUUCCUAUUACAUUGAUAACUGAUACCAAAAUUCAACAAAAAGGUUCCAUAUCCUUCAGGGAACGUAUUAAAUCUAAGUGGAAGUGAAAAUGACCGCAUCUACUACGAAUCGUGAAGCCUUAGCUAUCCCUGCUCCUGGUGAUAGGUUUUGCAAGUCUGGGGUAGAAAGGGUGAUUCAGGAUGUUUGUAAGGAGUUACUCGGUGAGAAUUCUCGCUACGUCCCCGAGGAGGUGCAAUCCUUAAUUAAAGAUUUAGGGAACGAGAUUCAGCAGCGCAUAGUACGAUUGGGGUAUGAGCGGUAUAAAUUGAUUACACAUUGCGUUGUUACAGAGGCAGCAAAUCAAGGCCUGCGUGUGUGUUCACGGUGCCUUUGGGAUCCGGAUGCGGACAACUACGCGCGGUAUACCUUUACCAAUCAGUUCAUGCAUGUUAAUAUCGUCGUGUUUGGCAUAUACUGGGGUUGAGGAGGGUACCAAUUCUAUUUUGAGGAGAACGCAUAUCAAUAGGUGCAUUGGUUUCUCUUUUCUCCAUAUACAUCUAUAUGUAUAUGUUUACCGAAACUCUUCAAUGUAUAAUAAUUGAAAAAAAAAAA
Molecule: messenger RNA, 619 nt
Organism: Phytomonas sp. Hart1
Lineage: Eukaryota; Euglenozoa; Kinetoplastea; Trypanosomatida; Trypanosomatidae
Source: the annotation of a GenBank genome assembly